Pelmatolapia mariae (spotted tilapia) is the source of this 4124-nucleotide messenger RNA. RefSeq names its product calcium/calmodulin-dependent protein kinase Ib (gene camk1b). Gene Ontology annotation, molecular function: calcium/calmodulin-dependent protein kinase activity; ATP binding; calmodulin binding. The record is from RefSeq and is a predicted model, not a curated record. Lineage: Eukaryota; Metazoa; Chordata; Actinopteri; Cichliformes; Cichlidae. Gene Ontology annotation, biological process: peptidyl-serine phosphorylation. Gene Ontology annotation, cellular component: intracellular anatomical structure. The transcript is spliced from 12 exons. Bases 156 to 1280 code for a protein of 374 amino acids.
UGACGUCAGGAGGAACCCUGCUGGUGGAGGUUGGCGCGUGCAGAUUCAGCGCGAGCGCUCAGAGUAGGAGAGACAGCAGGCGGGCUCCAGGCAGAGAUACCGGACCUUCGUGACAGCACAUUUUCAGUAUUGUUUCUGAGCGUCACAACAAGAAGAUGCCGCUGGAUGAGGACUGUCAUGCCUGGAAAAAGAAGACCACGGACAUAAAGGAGAAGUAUGACUUCAAAGACGUCCUGGGCACGGGGGCUUUCUCUGAGGUGGUCUUGGCUGAGGAGAAGAGGACUCAGAAAUUGGUGGCCGUCAAGUGUAUCCCCAAGAAGGCCUUAGAGGGCAAGGAAAACAGCAUUGAGAAUGAGAUAGCAGUACUGCACAAGAUCAAACACACCAACAUUGUGUCUCUGGAAGACAUAUUUGAGAGUAAAUCACACCUCUACCUUGUCAUGCAACUAGUGUCUGGUGGGGAACUCUUUGAUCGUAUCAUAGAGAAGGGCUUCUACACAGAGAAAGAUGCCAGUAAGCUCAUUCAGCAGAUCUUGGAUGCUGUCAAAUACCUCCACGACAUGGGCAUUGUGCACCGUGACCUCAAGCCAGAGAAUCUGCUGUAUUACAGCAUGGAUGAAGACUCCAAAAUCAUGAUCAGUGACUUUGGUCUGUCAAAAAUUGAGGGCUCUGGCAGUGUGAUGUCAACAGCCUGUGGAACUCCUGGAUAUGUCGCCCCUGAAGUUUUGGCUCAGAAGCCCUACAGUAAAGCAGUGGACUGCUGGUCUAUUGGUGUCAUAGCAUAUAUUCUGUUGUGUGGUUAUCCUCCCUUCUAUGACGAGAAUGAUGCCAAACUGUUUGAACAGAUCCUGAAAGCAGAAUAUGAGUUUGAUUCUCCGUACUGGGACGAUAUCUCUGAUUCAGCUAAAGAUUUUAUAGUACAUCUGAUGGAGAAAGAUCCCAGCAUACGUUACACUUGUGAGCAGGCUCUGCAGCACCCCUGGAUUGCUGGGGAUACUGCGCUGGACAAGAACAUUCACGAGUCUGUCAGUGCGCAGAUUAAGAAGAAUUUUGCUAAGAGCAAGUGGAAGCAAGCAUUCAACGCCACAGCAGUGGUUCGUCACAUGAGGCGUCUCCAGCUCGGCACAGGACAAGAAGGAGCCAACCCAGCUCAUCUGCUGAUGCCGGGGGAAGAUGCAGAGGCUUGCUGUGAGGGAGGGUGCUCCCAGAACGUCGACAGCGGAGUAGAUGCUCUGUCCAACUGUCCAACAUACCGCUGCCACCCGACCAGCAGGGUGUGAUCCAUACCUGCUCCACCUACUUAUCUAAUUGAUCCCAAGUCACUUUCCAAUUUAAACUCCCUCAGUGGCACCAGAGGCGCUGUCUCCCCACUUAUCUGGUUGCUGGACUACUGAGUCAUUCCAACCUCUCGUCUGCAGGGGGAGCAAGCCAGCCCAGCCUGAAGAGGAAAGUCAUAAACCCGGUUGAAAGUGGAGGAGGUGGAAGAAUUGAUGAUAACGAUGAUGAUGCACCACAGCGGGUGAUUUUUGGGAUGAGUUUAAAAGGAGGAGAGGAUACCAAGGAAGUGGGGGAACGCAAACUUUUCCAUCAUCGUUUCUGGGGGGGAUUGUUUUUGCCGAAGCAGAACAGAGCUUGUUGGACACUGUUUUUAUUUGUUGAGGUUUUUGUUUUUGUUUUUUGAAUUCAGUUCGUCUCAUUGUUUGUUUUUAUUGUUUUGUAUAUUUGUGUGUUCCUUCCUACUGUUAGACUUUGAAGUACAAAUCCAGAAACAAUAUCUGCAUGAUCAGGAGAGAAUUUCCCAAUGCAUGUUUUCCUAUUUCUAAAAACAUACACUGUUUCAGUAAUGCAGCAUCGCAGUACGAAACAAAUGACGCAGUGCCAGAAUGACGGAGCAUUUCUGGCAUUUUUUUUGCAGCAUUUGAAACAAAAACUGAGUCAAAUCUUGUAAUAUUACAGAGCUGCAUUCUGUGUCUUUAAGUCAUGCUUUUAGACAAUCAGCAACAGAAUAGUUUAUGCAAUGAAAACUCCAUUUAUUUACUAUGUAGCCUUUCUCGUGGUGAUACAGUGUUUCCAUGCAGUGGUUAGGGUCUCUGAGAGGAAAAAGCUUCUCCAUUUAUCUUUUGUUCACAUUUGUUUUUCAACCUUCAACCUCUUUAACCGCUUGCACACAGGGAUUUCUCUUUGUCUAAGGUGCCUUUAGGAUAUACACUAUGAUGGGUCUAUUGGUGAGAGUUGUUGCAACAGAACCUCUUUCUGGAACUUCAUAUUUUGUACAUGUUAUACUUUGAGCUUUAGGAUGUAGUUUUACGGUUAAUUGCUGUAAUUUUAGACUGGAUGCCUGAAGACAAAAUGUAAGCUAAUGAUAUUUUUCAUUAAUUGUUAAUGAAAAUAACAUUAAACUCCUUAUAAUACGACAAGGUAAAUCAACAACAAGGGACAGCUUUGACACUGGUGUUUACAAAGACCCACUUUACACCCAUCGGUGCAUUUUAUGUAAGAAUAAAAAGUAAAUAUUUCACAUUUAUUACAUUCAGUUCCCUUUAAAAACCUACAUGGACAAACAGAGUUUUAUUGGUCCUUUUACUGGCUUUUAUAAUGAAUCUUGGUAUGUAAAUGCUGGAGAAUCUAUAAAUGUUCAUUUAGUGUGUUCAUAUUGGUUGCUGCAGAUGUUAAGGUGUUUUGUGUGCAUUUAAUUGGAUAUUCUGUACUUUUGCUCUGGAACCUGUUACAGUGGGUCCUGUCCUGAGCUCAGCGCUGUCAAAAGCAGUACAAGCGAUGAUCUCUGCCCUCACUGCUCUCUGUCAUUGACUUUCAGCUGAUCAUUCUUGCUCAUGUAAUUUAGUGCUGGUUACAUAUGUUUGCAUGAUGUGGUUUGAAAAUUGUGACCGUUUCUUAAAUUGUACAGCCACCAUGAGAUGAAUGCAGAUAAAAGGAAGAUGUUUCUUUUUAUUUGACAACCGUUUUAUCCAAAUCCUGUCAUGCAAAUGAGUAAAGAGCAAAGAAAAAAAAUAGUACUAACAUUUCAACAGGUUCAAACGAGUUUAGUGUGCUGCUUCAAAAAAUAAUUUUUGAAAUUUUCUGCAUAUAUUUGGGUAAGCAUUGUACUGUAUUUAGAUGGUAAGAAAAGGCAAAUAUUUUUUUUCAGGAAUUUGUUUUUGUUUUUUUUUGCGUGAAUUGUUUGUAUGUUUUGAGUUGUUUGUAUGUCAUGAAGCAGAGGAAAGCACACAGACGUGCAGCCAGGCUAAUUUUGGAGCAAUCAAUAUUAAAACUGAUCCCGUGCUAAUGAAAACAGCUCUAAUUUGAGUCGUUGUUGGCCGUGUCUCCUUUAGACGGCUGCAACACAAUAAAUAAUAAAAGAAAUGGAUUUAAAAUGUUCCUUCAAAUCCUCCAUGUAAAUAGUCUUUUCUUUUAGCUGCUCCUUUUAGGGGACACCACAGCAGAUCACGUUGCUCUAUCUCACCCCGUCACUUGCAUAACCCUCUGCAUGUCCUCCUCCAUUAAAUUAAAAACUUAAUACCCAUAGAAAACAUAUUGCAGGAAAAAAAAAUCUAGUGAUGAUGAGUAAGAAGAUGGUUUGUUGUAUUUAACAUGCAAAAAAAUACUAACAGAAGUCCUUGAAAGUUCUAAUUUGAUUCUCUGCUGAGGCAAGAAAUUGAAAUGUGCGAGGAAAUGGAAGAUUUUUACAUCCGAGGGUAAUAAAACACAUGAUGGGGAAAUAUAACCACAUCAGAUUAUCUGCUCAGUCAGCCGUGCUUGUAGGAAAACUGCCGGAAUGAUAUCGGGAACAUGUAGGGAAAGGAUGUGCUAAUGACCUCACAGUUGGUUUCAUACGUUGCUACUGCUUUUGACAAAUUUCAUUUAUAUAUUUUACACUGCGCCAGUCUAAAGGAGCGAGACAGUCUUUCUCCUCUAACAGCUUGUAGAGAAUGACCAGUGUGUGGUGACAGUUUGUUCUGAGUGUUUGUACCAUAAUUAUGUUGCCUUUUAAUAAAUGCUGUUUUGGGCUGCAGUACCUACUGUAUACACAGAUGCAAUGCAUCAUGGGUUGUUGAAAAGUGACUAUUGCUUAGUGUGAAAGCCAGUGAUUUGUAAGGGAAGCAUACAUUAAAAUCCUUGUCUAUGCA